This is a messenger RNA of Cavia porcellus (domestic guinea pig), 3139 nucleotides long. RefSeq names its product tubulin beta 1 class VI (gene Tubb1). Gene Ontology annotation, cellular component: microtubule; cytoplasm. The record is from RefSeq and is a predicted model, not a curated record. Gene Ontology annotation, biological process: microtubule cytoskeleton organization; mitotic cell cycle. Gene Ontology annotation, molecular function: structural constituent of cytoskeleton; GTPase activity; GTP binding. The transcript has 4 exons. Bases 173 to 1534 code for a protein of 453 amino acids. NCBI's taxonomy places the organism in Eukaryota, Metazoa, Chordata, Mammalia, Rodentia, Caviidae.
AAGCGCUGGGCUGGACUCUGGGCAGGACACACCCUUAGGGCUGCAGGAGGGCAGCUUGGGCAGCUGCUCCCGGACCUGCAGGCACUCCUACAAGGAGCUCACAUCUGGAGAACAGUGCCCUCCGCAGAGACUGAGCGUUUCACAAAGAUCUUACCUUGGAGCGAAAGUGAGGAUGCGGGAAAUCGUGCACAUUCAGAUUGGCCAGUGUGGCAACCAGAUAGGAGCCAAGUUCUGGGAGAUGAUCGGCGAGGAACACGGCAUCGACUACAGCGGGAGCGACCGCGGGGCCACCGCCCUGCAGCUGGAGCGAAUCAGCGUGUAUUACAAUGAAGCCUACGGUAAGAAGUACGUGCCCCGAGCAGUGCUGGUGGACCUGGAGCCCGGGACAAUGGACAGCAUCCGAUCCAGCAAAUUAGGAGCCCUCUUCCAACCAGACAGCUUUGUGCACGGUAACUCUGGAGCUGGCAACAACUGGGCAAAGGGCCACUACACGGAGGGGGCCGAGCUGAUAGAGACUGUCAUGGACGUGGUGAGGGCCGAGAGCGAGAACUGCGACUGCCUGCAGGGCUUCCAGAUUGUCCACUCGCUGGGCGGGGGCACGGGCUCGGGCAUGGGCACGCUACUCAUGAGCAAGAUCAGGGAGGAGUACCCGGACCGCAUCCUCAACUCCUUCAGUGUCAUGCCCUCGCCCAAGGUGUCCGACACGGUGGUGGAGCCCUACAACGCCGUGCUGUCCAUCCACCAGCUGAUCGAGAACGCGGACGCCUGCUUCUGCAUCGACAACGAGGCGCUCUACGACAUCUGUUUCCGCACCCUGAAGCUGACCACGCCCACCUACUGCGAUCUCAACCACCUGGUGUCCCUCACCAUGAGUGGCAUCACCACCUCGCUGCGAUUCCCCGGCCAGCUCAACGCAGAUCUGCGCAAGCUGGCCGUGAACAUGGUGCCCUUCCCUCGCCUGCACUUCUUCAUGCCCGGCUUCGCCCCGCUCACAGCCCAGGGCAGCCAGCAGUACCGGGCCCUCACUGUAGCUGAGCUCACCCAGCAGAUGUUCGAUGCCCGCAAUACCAUGGCUGCCUGUGACCCACGCCGUGGCCGCUAUCUGACUGUGGCCUGCAUCUACCGGGGCAAGAUGUCCACCAAAGAGGUGGACCAACAGCUGCUGUCUGUGCAGAUGAGGAACAGCAGCAGCUUUGUAGAGUGGAUCCCGAACAACGUCAAGGUGGCCGUCUGUGACAUCCCACCGCGGGGGCUGAACAUGGCAGCCACCUUCAUAGGCAACAACACAGCCAUCCAAGAGCUCUUCAACAGGGUUUCCGAGCACUUCUCAGCCAUGUUCAAAAGGCGAGCUUUUGUGCACUGGUACACCAGUGAGGGGAUGGACAUAAGUGAAUUCCGGGAAGCUGAAGGUAACAUCCACGACUUGGUGUCCGAGUACCAACAAUUUCAAGACGCCAAAGCCGUUCUGGAGGGAAAUGGAGAGGUCGUGGAGGAGGCUGGGAGGGAAGUGGGAGAAAAGGAGCCUGGGGUGUGAGGGUCCCUCCAGGCUCCCGUCCCUCCUGCAGCGCUUGAAGCCUGCCCUGUGCUGCAGCCCUGCUGGGGGGAUGGGGUGGGAGGGCAUCGGGGUCUCUGCCCAGGUACUGACCACACAGCUUUGAUGUGCACUGCACACCCCACUAAUCUCCCUUUGUAGCAGCACAGUGGAUUUCCCGUGCAAUCCUGCCUGUAUUUCUGAGUACUACCGAGGUGCGGCCUGUGUGAGGGGUUUUCAGGGAGCUGCACAGUUGACAUUCACCUCUAGCAUCAGCUCGACAGGUGACUUCCCGUCAACCUCCUUUUCUUCACACACACUGCCUGGGGGCCUGCAGCCUCCAGAAAAGCCAGGUGCUGCCCAGCACGUGGGAGCUGCAGCCCUGAGGGAAGUGUCCCGCAGGUGACUGUGCAGAUUUGGGGACCACUGGGCACACUAACUGCAAAGGGAAAAGGGAGGAGCGAAAGGCCACAGCCCUCUCCACAGAAAUCCCAGCCAAGAAAUGAACAGCCAGACAAGACGGACAACACGAAAUGGCUCCAAUCCACUGGAAAAUACUCUUUCUGAAUUGACAGUUUUCAGAAUAUUUUCAUUUCUUGUUAGAAUUAGAUUCUGGAAACCCAUUAAUCAUCAUCUUUGGUUUUGCUUUUAAAGGGGAUCUGGAAACAUUCUUAUCAUGUUCCCUUCAAUCCCCUCCCAUCCCCACCUGUGCCCUGGGGCCUCUGUGCUGAGACAGCGAACAGUGCACUCAGGGACCACUCAAAUGCAGGAAAUCAGGCAGCAACGGCCACAGUGUCCUUCUCGGUGAUGGAGGCCAUCAUCUCAUUAGGGCACUUCGACAGUUCAAAUUAAUUUGCACAAGCUGCCAUGAAUGUUUGCAAGAUGACACAGCUUUAACUAUUACAGGAUUUUAAUCUGCUCACAUUACAACAGGACCAGACACACGAGAGGGUAAUCAAAUCAUCCCUAACUUCUUCAUGGUGAUUUACCUAGUUCUGCAGGGCUACUGCCCCUUGCAGCACCAGGGUCUGGAUGGCCGUCUCCAAUGAGCACCUGCUCUGUGGACAGAGUACCGAAGAUACUCUGGCCCUCACUUCAGAACUGCUCCUUAUUUGAAGGCAACUAGGGUCUCAUGUCCUAAUUUGCUUUUGUAAUCAGCAAUACAGUAACAGGUGGACAGAUCAGUUGCUUAUUUUGAAAAAGUUCACUCUUUUCAAAUGCGUUUCAUGAGGAACCAACACAUGCAUAUCAAGAGAGAAUUAGGCCUUGCUGUGGGUCUCACAGAGAAACUUUCUAUUAACCAAGUUAAACAAGCACAAAGUAAUGUUAUAAAUACUUUGUAUCUUAAACAGCACUAGAUUUAGUAAGAAAUUGCAUCUAUAUACUCUUAGUUGCACUAACUUCCCUAGGUGCUAAAAAGACAAGCUGUGGUUAGCUAAGAAUGUAUCCAUAUCUCUGGCACUUUCCUUCUCAAAUUUAAAAAGGCAAUUACACAGAUGCAAAGAUAUGAUUUAAAAUUUCUAAAAAGUUACACUGACUUAUAUUACUGUAAAGACUUUUGUUUGCUCAAUAGUACUCAUUAAAAGUAAAAAGAAAUUCAAUUUUAAA